UUGGCAGGAAGACAACUUUUUGUGCAUGGAUUAUCAAAUUCCUUGUCAGAUCAAUCUAAUUUUCAUAUGAAGAUCAUAUUUUGAAUAGUUUGAAGUUUAAUAACAAGGACUAAGGACAUCAGGAUAUGUCUUGGAUUUCGUAAAAACAGCAGCAAAAUGUAUGAUACUCCAGUCAGCCUGCAGGGCUGCUGUGUAGACUUUAUAUGUGAAAAUUUAGAGGCAUUGUGUGAUGUCAAUCCAGUUGAUUCUCCACUUCCCAAAAUGACUUUUAAAGAUCCUGAUGUGUAUUUCCAUGGAGAUUUGUCAGAACAGCUUUUGACAAAGUUAUGUGACAAAGGAAAGUUGACUGAUGAUACAUUAAGUCUAUUUAAUCCUAAUACUACAAGCUUAAAAAGAGUAUCUAUUCAGAAUUCACAGUUAACUACAAGAGGAUUGAGAACCCUUCGUGCACACAGAAUUUCAGAUCUUGAGAUUAAAGGUCUGCGAACAGUAACAGUGAAUGAUGUAAUUGGUUGCCUUGGAGAAUGGACACUUUCACAUCUAAAAUCACUGAAUGUCACACAUAGCACAUUUAUGAAUAGUACUAACUUCAUAGUAGUGAUUUCAUUGACAAAGCUUCAAAACUUGCAAAGUCUGAAUGUUAGUCACACAGAAUUCAAUAAUCAUGGCCUGGAGAUCAUUGCAACAGAUCUUCCUUGCCUUGAGAAUUUGGACAUCUCAAAUACACGUGUCACAGAUAUAUCAUCGGUUAGAAAGUGCAAAGACAGAUUGAAAUCACUAUCCAUCUACAAUAUACGUCCACUAAAUGAGGAUGAAGUUAUUCCCAUUCUCUUUGAGAUGAAGCAUCUAGUUCACUUAGAUAUUUCCGAAGAUCCAUCAGUGCAGCCUCUUUUAAACUUACAAAAUGGAAGAUUUAAAAUUAAAGCAUUAUUGGCUGUGCCAUCUUGUCUACCAUGUCUGACAUCUUUAGAUAUUUCAGGAAAGGAAGGGGCCAAUGAAACAAUGAUCAGGGAUUUUAUGACAACACACACUAUGAGAUUUGUAGGUGCAGCUUUAACACCUUACUGUGAAUAUGAAAUGUUGGCAGAUGAGAUAAAGACAGAUAUUGUGGUCACUGGUGAGGCCAAUGAGAAGCAGAUACUAGAAGCUUUAAGGAGAUAUGUAUUAAGAGCAGUUUAUGUUCAGAAGUCUCUAUAUACACUGUUCAGACUGACCCAGGUCAUGGUAGAACCUAGAGAAGAUAUCAUUAGGCUUGUAUUACCAGCAAUGAAUGGACAUCCUAAACAACUAGGUGUACAAAUGGCUGCAACAGCCUGUUUAUAUAACCUGUCUAAAGGGGAUGUUGGAAUGAAAGUCCAUCCUGCAUGCCUGAAACAUGUGGUCAAUUCUACACUGUCAGCCAUGGAAAACUUUCCCAAUCAUCAACAGUUACAGAAGAAUGCCUUGUUGACAUUGUGUAGUGACAGGAUACUACAGGAUGUGACAUUUGAUAGAUAUAGAUGUGCAAGGCUUGUAAUGGAGUGCCUGUGCCAGUUUGAUGAAACAUCUAUGAAUAGGAUGUCCGUUGCUAUAUGCUCAAUACUUGCAGCCAAGAUUUCAACAGAGCAAACAUCAAUGCUUGGAGCCAAAGCAAGAUACAUGAAAAAGAUGUUAGAACUUGUGAAACAGAAAGUAGAAAAUAAAGUGAUAGAUAUAACUCUUAAGUUUACACUCAGUGCUUUAUGGAACUUAACAGAUGAAUCUCCGCCAACAUGUCAUGUAUUUCUAAAGGAGGGAGGUUUGGAUUUAUUUAUGGAAACCUUACAGGUUGUCAGUGAAAUGGAACCAGACACAAGAACACAAGUGGAAACAAAAAUACUUGGACUGCUGAAUAAUAUUGCUGAAGUGAAAAAUCUUCGAGAAGCAUUGAUGAGAGAUGACUUUAUGAUGUUAGGAAGGAGAUUAAUGCAUGCAGAUCAAAUAGAUGUUGGAUACUUUGCUGCAGGAAUUAUAGCACACCUAGCUAGUGAUGGUCCUCAGUCAUGGCUUGUAGGAACUCCAGAAAGAGAGGAGUUAUUAAAUGAAUUAGGUGAAGUUGUUCUGAAAUGGGAACAACCUAGUGGUGAAAUGGUUGCAUACAGGUCUUUCAAGCCCUUUUUUCCUUUACUAAGAUGCAAAACAGCACCAACUGUACAGUUGUGGGCUGUGUGGGCUAUUCAGCAUGUUUGCACUAAAAAUGGAAACCGUUAUUGUCCCAUGCUAGAAGAAGAAGGCGGUGCCCAUAUUUUAAGACAAAUGAUUGACAAUCCUGAGUCACAUGAACAUGUUGUUCAGAUUUCCAAAGAUAUACUCAUUCUUAGCAGGGAAAACAAGGCUCAAGCUCAGAAGAAGCGAGAAAAGAAAAGAUAACAUAGUUCUCUUUAGAGCUUCAAUUUUAUCUUUGAAAUUUCCUUAAGAUAUUGGGAAGUUGUUCCAUCUGCAAUCAUUUUCCUCCUUAUUACUCAGAAUGGGUGAGGAACUUUUUGUGAAGAUAACUAGAAGAUAUUGUAAAUAAAUGUUAAAGAUUACCUGCUUCAACAUGUAUUUUGUUUCUUUUAAUGUUAUUAUGUUUGUUUCCCUUGAUAUUUUAUAAGAAAAUGACAAGAAAUUACAGUCUGUGUAUUUCUGCUUUGAAUUAGUGUUUGAAAUGUUUUAUCUAUACAAAAGUCUUAACCUAAAAGUAAGGUUAAGAAAAAAAACAAUUUCGUUCAUGACUGUAACAGUUUUAUUAUUUGACAUGACAUCAGAUAGUCUUUUUGUACUCUGAAAAUAAUAGUGGGAUUUUCAAACUCAAUUUGAAUCUAACAAAAUGUCUUUUGUUACAAUUUAAGUGCUAAGAAAUGAAGUGCUCACAUUGACCUGAUCAAGUUUGGAGUGUAUGAUGAAGGUCAUAUUCCUUUUUGGUUCUUGAAAAUUUUAUUUAAUUUGUUAUGUUCUAUAUAUCUACAACAGCAAGUUUAAUAAAAAUGAAAAAAAUGAUUUGAUUGGUAAAUAUUUUACUAUAAAUGGACUUGUUUGAAAUCAAGACUAAAAUCUUUGAUAUUGUCAAUCAUGUUUACAUAUGAAAAUUAAAAAAAAUGCUCAAAUAAUCAUGAUGUUUCUUUCAUAGUACGAAAGCCAAUGGGUAUUAAUUUGAAAUUGAUUUUAUUUGUGGUUAUAAAUUUCUUUGUUAAUUCUGCGGAAAUAUCAAUGCAAUAUUAUUGUUUAUCUGUGAAGGUUCAUUUAUUGUCCCAUUUUAAUUCAUAAUAUUACAGUAUAUUGUUGAUUGUUUUUUGGUCAUUUUAUUCAUUCCAAUUUUGCUUAUUCUUUACCAUUAUAAGAUAUACAUCAUGUUUAACUUGCUGAUAUCAGAUAAAUGUAAAAGUGAUCCAAUCGGAUACCAGUCUCAUUGUCAUCUGUUUUUCAUUUGUUGAUAUUUCUCCUGUAAAUAAAAUUUCACUGAGAUGAUGAUGAACCAUAUUAAAUUGUCUGUAUAUGCUUGACAGCAUUAUCUAACAUGCAUUUCUAUCUUUUAAAAAUAUUCUUCAACCUUUAUCUACUUGGAAAUACUAUUACAGGUACUUGGAAAUGCCAGUUUCAAUGAUUCAUUGGAAUUUUUGGUUCUUAGAAUAAUUGUUUCAUACUUUUGAUACAAUCAAAUUAUUAAAGAGUAACUAAGUAAUGCCUUGUGUACUUUUUUUUUUUCCAUUUUAGUAAACAACAAAAAUCAGGAAAAUAGAUACUCGCAACAGUAUGAUAAUUUUUUAAAAGUACUGUAAAUUCAGUAAUAUAUGUAUCGAUUCAAAUCUGUGAAGACCAUCCAAUUUGUGACCAUUAACUUAUUUGAUUUAUUAAAUUCAUAUUCCUACAUGAAUAAAUAAGUGAUGUGUUUUUAAUGAGAUAAAUGUGCUGUUGGACUUUUGCAUUCAUAGAAACAUUGCGAUAAUUUCUAAUUUUCUUUAAAUUGAGAUAAAUUAAUUUAACUGAUGGAAGUUAUUUUGAUAAACUGUUAAAGUAAGAAUUUUUGUGUUUUCCUAAAUUGAGUUUUUUUUUGCAGUGCAUACUUAUAAGAAACGAAAAUAUAAAAUCGGAAAAAAUGAUUUUCAUGGUUUUUCACACUAAUUUUUAUUAUGAGUCAUUUUUAUACGACCGCAAAAAAAUUUUGUGGUCGUAUAUUGGUAUGACGUUGGCGUCGUCGUCGUCGUCGUCGUCGUCGUCGUCGUCGUCCGGCGUCGUCGUCCGAAUACAUAUUGGUUUUCGCACUCUAACUUUAGUUUAAGUGAAUGGAUCUUUUUGAAAUUUGACCAUAAGGUUAAAUACCACAAAAGGAAGGUUGGGAUUGAUUUUGGGGGUUAUGGUACCAACAGUUAAGGAAUUAGGGGCCAAAAAGGGGCCAAAAAUGAGCAUUUUCUAGUUUCCAGACAAUAACUGUGGAACGGUGUAUGGAUCUCUCUGAAAUUAUACUACAAGUUUCCAUACCACAAAGGGAUGGUUAGGAUUUGCUUUGGGGGGUUAUGGCUCAAGCCGUUUAGGAAUUAGGGGCAAAAAAGGGGGAAAAACAAGGUUGUCCUGGUUAAUGGACAAAUACUUUAGUACAAAACAUAAUUUAAAGCAGUGUAAGGGAGAUAAAUCAAAUACAUCAUUGAAAUUAUCUCCCUUACACUGCUUUUAAAUUAUGUAUAAAGUAAUGGUUAAUGAACAAUAAAGAUAAUUUAAAACAGUGUAAGGGAGGUAAUCCAAAUACAACGUUUUGGUUACUUCCCUUACACUGCUUUUAAAUUAUGUUUAAAGAAAUGCAUAUUUAUAAAGGAAGACCAGUAAAAAUAUCUGCAAAUGUUUUCAUCUUUUUUUUUUACAAAAAAAAUCCAUAUGAAAGAUUUGACACUAUAUUUUUAUUAAUUCUAUUAUAAAAUAGAUUAAGUUAGAACUAUGGUAAAUUUAAAUGGGUAAUUAUGGUUGCCAACUCCAUUGGAAAUUUGAAUUGAGAUUAUGACCAUAUCUAUAGGGAGAGAAUU
Mytilus californianus (California mussel) is the source of this 5012-nucleotide messenger RNA. Its product is annotated as protein zyg-11 homolog B-like. Lineage: Eukaryota; Metazoa; Mollusca; Bivalvia; Mytilida; Mytilidae. The transcript is spliced from 14 exons. Gene Ontology annotation, cellular component: Cul2-RING ubiquitin ligase complex. The coding region runs from base 157 to 2388 and encodes 743 amino acids. The record is from RefSeq and is a predicted model, not a curated record.